AUGGAAGCAGCGCUGAAGCCUUUAAGGCUGUUGCGGGGCACCAAGAACUUCCAGAUCAGAGACACAAGCCCGUUCGAGGAUCCGGAUAUCAUCGACCAAGAUGAGGAUGCCGUCCACUUCACUUCUGAUAUGGAAGACCACGCUGUCCUCGAGGUUACACUCACUCUCUCCGCUCAGAGCAACGAUCCUAUAGAGAAGGUGUUCGAGAUGUAUUGUAGCCUACUACGGUACGCUCAGUCAUUCGAGCAGCUUCUUCAAUUCAAACAAGAGAUGCCUCUCGAAGAAUAUCCCAAUCAACCUGUCGCAAUCGACUUCCCCGAUGGCUCCAUUGAGUCCGACUUCUUAAGCGAAUAUUUGAAUCCUUUCAAGGAACUCAACUGUAUCCACCCGGUCGAAGCUGCGUUGAUGCUCUUUCGAACCUACGCCGAUAAUGAAGCCAGCCAGCAAUUCAAGAUGGUACGUGCAGUGGUUAUUGAAUACCUGGAGCCACAGUUUUAG
Messenger RNA from Cadophora gregata, 498 nucleotides. RefSeq lists its product as uncharacterized. The record is from RefSeq and is a predicted model, not a curated record. NCBI's taxonomy places the organism in Eukaryota, Fungi, Ascomycota, Leotiomycetes, Helotiales, Ploettnerulaceae. The transcript has a single exon. Bases 1 to 498 code for a protein of 165 amino acids.